AUGCGGGUCGCGCUCACCACCUUCACGCCAAAGAGCCAAGGCUUCGUCGCGGUGUUCGUCGGCGGCACGUCGGGCAUCGGCGAGGCUGCCGUCAAGAGCUUCGCAAGAUGGGCUACCGGCACCACUGCCUACAUCGUCGGCAGGAACGCCGCGUCGGCAGCGACGACUCUCGCGACGUGCCGAGAGCUCUCGCCGUCCUCGACUUUUGAGUUUAUCCAGCAGGACAUUGUCCUUCUCAGGGACGUCGAUAGGGUAUGUUCUCACAUAGGACAGACGGAGUCCAAGGUGAACCUGCUAUACAUGACGCCAGACAUUCCGACCAUGUCGGGCAGAGUAGAAACCGCAGAGGGCAUAGACGAACUCAUGUCGCUGCGCUACUACGGUCGCAUGCGCUUCAUCCGUAACCUCCUUCCGCUCCUCGAGCAGGCUACCUGCCCUCGCGUCGCAUCCGUGCUCGGUCCAAAGAGGUUCGAGCACAGCCUCAAUCUCAACGACCUGGGUCUCCGCGAAAAGUACGGCAACGUCGCCUGCUUAUCCCAUUGCUCCUACAUGAACACUUUUUGCAUGGAAGAGUACGCCGAGCGACAGCCGACGGAAAGCUUCGUCCACGUCUACCCGGGCUUGGUCCUGACGACCAACGUCACGACGGGCCCUCUUCCCUGGGUCGUGCGCAAGCUCAUCCGAUGGGUCAUUUAUCCUAUUCUAUCACUCUUCGCUCAGUCUUACGACGAAGCUGGCGACCGGAUGAUGUUUAUUUCGUUGUCAGGGAGCCUGCCUUCCAAGAGGAAUAAUAGACACGGUGAUAGGGCCGCGCUAGGCUGCACCGACAACUCCCAAGUACUGGUUGGAUCUGAUGGCGCUAUUGGCAGUGGGAGCUAUUGCGUCGACCGGAAAGCUAGCAGAAUGGACAACAGUGCGAAGCUGAACAAGCUCCAGCUAGCCGAUGCUAGAGCAAGAGUAUGGGAACAUACUAUGGGAACUUUUGCCUCCGUCCUUGGCUCUACGACAUGA
Messenger RNA from Fusarium redolens, 1011 nucleotides. RefSeq lists its product as uncharacterized. Lineage: Eukaryota; Fungi; Ascomycota; Sordariomycetes; Hypocreales; Nectriaceae. Gene Ontology annotation, biological process: secondary metabolic process. The record is from RefSeq and is a predicted model, not a curated record. Bases 1 to 1011 code for a protein of 336 amino acids. The transcript has 2 exons.